Meloidogyne enterolobii is the source of this 417-nucleotide messenger RNA. NCBI's taxonomy places the organism in Eukaryota, Metazoa, Nematoda, Chromadorea, Rhabditida, Meloidogynidae. The record is from the annotation of a GenBank genome assembly.
GGGCCUCAAGAAAAUGUGUAUAAUUACUGAGGAUAAAAUUCAUCAAAUGAUAAAUUUACCAUUCGGUCUUAAAAAUGCUACUAGUGCGUUCGCGCGAAUAAUGGAUCAUGUACUUACUGGACUUGAAAAUGUGAUUGCUUAUGUUGAUGAUAUAUUAAUUUUCACUAAGUCUGAAAAUUUUGAUGAGCAUAUUAAGGCCCUCAGAAGUGUUUUUGAAAGAUGUAGGCGUUUUAAUUUAAAAUUAAGCCCCAAAAAGUGUACCUUUGCUUCGGCAUUUAUCAGGAAUUGUUAUUUACUCUUCGGCGGCUGCACGGAAUUAAUUACUGACAAUGCUUUGGCAUUUACUUCAGAGUUUUUCAAAAGUCUGUGCAAUGUUGUACAUUAAUAAAACGUAUGCCAUACCUCAUUGGAGCAAAG